AUGUUAGAAAACUGUGUAAAUCAAGUAGUAUUUUCAUAUAUAACUUUGAGGAUGUCUACUAAUCGCACAAUGCAUGCCGGUAGCUGGACGAAGCUCACCUUGACAGAGUUGAAGGACCUGUGUGCAGCUUGUGGCUUCUCAGUGGAAGGUAAUAAGGAAGAGCUAGUUGAAAGACUGCACACUUAUUUUGAUAAAAGGAAAGAUAAAGGUCCAGAGGAGGAAGAGAUAGUGGAUGUGGAUUCAGAUGAUGACGGGGGUGGUGAGAAUGAGCUGGAUGAAGACUCGCAGGAAGCUGAUAAUAGGAUUAGAGAAAAAUUUGCAACACAUUUUCAAGGGAAAGAAAAAGUUAGUUCGGUUCCAGUAGAUGUUUUCCUGACAGCUCUUAGUAGUAUUGAAAGGAAGAUGGAUAAGAGUUUUUCGGCCUUGUAUAGGGAGAUCGAAGAAGGAAAUUUGUUGGAGGAGGCUUGGCCAAAGGUAAUAAGAACGUUACUAGAUUCUGUUAAGAAAGAAGUUGUUAGUAUGCAUGAUGAGGUAAAAUCAAGGGCCGUUACAUUGAGAUUAGCAGAUGAUAGGGGAUGGGGAGCUGCGCUACAAAUAGUUGGAAGUAGAGAUAAGAUGAUGGAAAAGUACAAAGAUCGCAUACCUGUAAUUGGCCAGGCAGUAUAUCAUUCGCAUCCAUAUGCCAGGAGUUAUAAUAGUAAAUUUCGUAAGUAUCAGUACAAGAGGAAAAGAGCGUCCCCUUCUUCACACCCUGGUCGUAAUAAAAGAUACAGUAAUAAAGGUGGAGCUGGAGAAAUGCAGGCACAAGUAAUUAUUCCAGAAGACAAAAUUAUAGAGAUAAGACAGUUAAUGCUAGAAUUAGUUGGAAAAGAGAAGAUUUCAGCUCACAAGUUGGCAUCAGUAGUGGAAAAAAUUCAGUCAUUGAACAGGGCAUUUGCAUAUGCAAAGAGGGUUUUCCAGGAAGGUAGAGCCUUGGAAGAACCUAAAUUGGCAGUUCCUGGCAGUAAGAGUGGAUUAGUCAGUAAGUUGCUUGUAAGAGUGCAGGCUUUGAGUAGGAAAUCGGUUUCGAAUGAUUGGAAUCGACGUUUGGAUAAAGCAUGGGAUAUAUAUAAGGACUAUUGUGAGAUGAUGAGCUUAGUAGCUUUGCCAACAGAGACUGAUAUACUUUUAUCUUUUCUUGUUUGGCUGAACCUGAUACAUUUCUUUUCAGG
Messenger RNA from Cetraspora pellucida, 1211 nucleotides. The record is from the annotation of a GenBank genome assembly. NCBI's taxonomy places the organism in Eukaryota, Fungi, Glomeromycota, Glomeromycetes, Diversisporales, Gigasporaceae.